UGAUCCGCUUCAGUCUUUCGCAUUCAUGCUCUGAGCUUCCAGUGCGCCACCCGUUUCUAGGAUCCUGUCGGGCUCCUCUCAGCAGGAUCACACCAGUCAGCCGGAGCACAGGGAUGACUACAGGACUUCAGGUGGUUCAGAAACUCCAGCGGUGGUGCUCCAUACCCGAGACGAGAUGAUGUCUGCCAUAGAGACCGGUGUGUACCAUCCUGCCCAGCUGCUCAGCUGGAUCUACAUGUCCUUGCAAGACGCGCCGAGUAGCGCUUUUGAUUCCUUCAAAGUCGAAUCGGACACUUCAGCUCGGGACGUGAAUGAGCGAAGCGCAGCUGAUUUGGGCUCCAACUAUCUGAACAACUUCUUGCAACUUAACAGUGAGGUCCUGAGCAAAAAUUUCUACAAGGGAUCUUCUCCCUACGGAUCCCUCAGUAACAUCGUGGAUGGCCUGAAUUCUCUGGCAGACCACUUCUCAGAUCUGUCCCUGUCACCAGAGACACAGAAACCCAGCAAAAGGCCUCCGCCCAACUACCUGUGCCACCUUUGCUUCAACAAAGGACACUACAUCAAAGACUGCCCUCAGGCUCGACCUAAAGGUGAAGGUCUGACUCCGUAUCAGGGAAAAAAGAGGUGUUUCGGUGAAUAUAAGUGCCCCAAAUGCAAGAGGAAGUGGAUGAGCGGGAAUUCCUGGGCCAACAUGGGACAAGAAUGCAUCAAGUGCCACAUCAACGUUUACCCUCACAAACAGAGACCUCUGGAGAAACCGGAUGGCUUGGACGUCUCAGACCAGAGCAAAGAGCAUCCACAACACCUGUGUGAAAAAUGCAAAGUCCUCGGCUACUACUGUCGCCGCGUUCAAUAGCACCCCGUUACCCCUGGAGCGGCGAGGAUUAACGUUCUAAACGUGAUGUUUUUGUACUGUAAUGAAUCUUAACAAACAUAAUCUUUCCUCAGAAUAAAAGGCUCCCUCUGGGUGACGGUCGUACGCUUUUAAGCAUCUUGGCGAUUUUUAAGUGAAGUCUUUUCUACGAACCAAAAGCUGUGAAUGAAAUGUUGGUUCUGGUUUUUUUUUUUUUUUACACUGAACAAAUUUUGAAAUAAAUUUCUUACAAGUCUGUAUAUUUAAAAUAACUCACUGUAAAUGUAAUCAUGCGUUUUCUGUAUAAAUAUGCAAAUCUUUACUAAAAACAGCUAUGCAGUAUUAUUAUAAUUCUGUUCCAUGUUGGUAUUAUCAGUACUGGUUGGUACAUUGCUUUUGAAUAUAUCUAAAGCCAUAUAUUUUGUAGAAUAUUACAUGAAAGAAAGGAAUAUAUUAGCCACCUUAGUCCUUAUAUAUUGUUACCAUUGUUGUGAACAUGUCUGGCAGGUGAUUCAUGAUGACAAUGCUUAUUUCUUUACCAGAUGAAGUCAAAUGUCAGUGCACGAGGCCAAACUGAUUCACCUUUUGUAGGUGGGGUUUAUCUUGAGGCAAAGGGAUGAAAAUCUGAAAAAAGGUCAGGAAUCAAAAGAAAUAAAUGGUUUUAUGUACUUACUGUUUUUAA
Messenger RNA from Nothobranchius furzeri (turquoise killifish), 1535 nucleotides. RefSeq names its product zinc finger CCHC domain-containing protein 24. The record is from RefSeq and is a predicted model, not a curated record. Lineage: Eukaryota; Metazoa; Chordata; Actinopteri; Cyprinodontiformes; Nothobranchiidae. Gene Ontology annotation, molecular function: zinc ion binding; nucleic acid binding.